AUCAGUUGGUUUUAGUUGUUGACAACAAACGGCUGACAGCGAACGUGUAGGCGCAAAUGUAACCGACUUGACGCGGGAAAUAGUUGCGUCUUUCGUCAAUAUUAUAAAUAUAUAGAUUUUAAAUAUAAUAAUAGACUCAAAAAUGGGUGCCUGUGUAAGGAUAUUAGGUCUGUUUCUCUUGAUUUCCUCAAUGAAUGCCGUUCCCACGGGAAACUACAAGACUCCGAACAUCGAUGACGACACAGGAGACCUUAAGGCAGAAUCAUCAGAAAUCAUAUCGGAAGCAGUCGCGCCACCUCUACACCUACGAAAACAAGUUGAACCAGAUUCAUUGCCAGCUGCCGACCAAACAGAUCACUCGAUAGAAGUAGUCGGUGACUCACAAACAUUCUUCCCUUCAUUCGCUAAUUUGUUCGAGCCACGUCAACAAAAUAAUUACCGACUGGGAUUCGGCAGCCAAGAAGCAGCUUAUAGUCAACGACCAAAUUCAUACAGAUCGCUUCUAAACUACCCACUGUUUAAUGGAUUUAGAGGCUUGGAAAACUUUGGGAAACAGAGCACUCCUGCCUCGGAGCCUAUAGUAGAUGCCAGCUCCACUGUUCUCGGGUCUGGUAAUUUUGGUAUUAUACGCGGCGGAACCUUCUUCGCACAAAACGAUGAAGACGCUGAUUACAAUGAUAACUUAAGUUCGUAUUACAACAACGGUCACGGUAGGCCAUCUCUUAACGUGGGCUACAUCGCUAACCCGCGACCUAAUUACAACCAAGACCAAUUUGCCAACUUCAGAGAUUUUGCUGACAUUAACUCUCCAUCUGGUUCCGCUUAUUCACACUACGUCGUUGUGUAUGCCAAUAAAAACGCAACAAUGGACGAAAUCAGCGAAGAAACAAGAAACGUUGUUAGCAAACCUAAGAACAUAAUAGAAACUUUAGAGCAACUAGAAACUACGAGUGCUCCAAAAAUAUCAAAAUCAAAAGCUAAAUUGGCAGCGACAAAGCAAAAGACGCUGAAUAAAAAGGCUCAAUGGAAGAAGAGCAAUUCGAAAUAUUUCAGUCCAAAACACGACGCCGAAGAACCGUUACUAGCUUUAAGCUGAAUAUGAAAACAGUGUUAGUGCUAUAAAGACUUUUUUUAUGUUAAAUAGGAUAAUACAAGUGUUUCACACUUCACACAUGUGAUACAAGCUCACUGUCUAAAUUAAUUAAGUUUAAGCUAUGUAUGAGUGAUGCGUGACAAAGAAAAUAUUAUGUUAAUAAAAUGUAUGUAUUGAGUAAAACUGGGUAAUAAAUUAAUGUUUAAAAAUA
This is a messenger RNA of Danaus plexippus (monarch butterfly), 1304 nucleotides long. RefSeq lists its product as uncharacterized. The transcript is spliced from 2 exons. The record is from RefSeq and is a predicted model, not a curated record. Bases 143 to 1096 code for a protein of 317 amino acids. NCBI's taxonomy places the organism in Eukaryota, Metazoa, Arthropoda, Insecta, Lepidoptera, Nymphalidae.